GCGAAGCCGUGAUCGUCUCCGCUCGGGGAAGUCUUCAACAACUGUCGCAUAAUAUUAAAGGCUCUCUAUUUUACCACAUGGCUCUUUUCUGAAAAUCAAACUGAAAUAUUCGCAUUGUACCUAGACAUACUCAUGGCUCCGAUAAAGAUCGCUGUAUUAGACGACUAUCCAAAGUCGUCCGUACCCGUCUUCGAGAAGUUGCAGCCACUUGGGUUUCAGGUGACGACAUUUACCGACACGCUUCUUCCAUAUAACCACCCCAACACCCCGCAAGAUGUCAAAGAUGAAUUAGUCAAGCGUCUUGAGCCAUUUGACAUUAUUUCUUCCAUGAGAGAACGGACGCCAUUCCCGGCUGAACUCACCAACCGACUUCCAAACCUCAAGCUGCUCCUAACAACCGGGCCCCGCAACGCAUCUAUCGAUGUACAGGCACUUUCAGCACGCGGAAUUCCCGUGGCCGGCACUAUCCCGGAAAAAAGGAGCCCGGAUAGCACCACCCAGCAUUGUGUCGCUCUGAUUCUUUCCCUCGCAAGAAACAUUCCGCAAGACGAUGCAGUAAUGAAGGCAGGAGGUUGGCAGACAGCUUUCGCUACGAAUCUAGCGGGAAAAGUAUUCGGUACUAUUGGGCUUGGGAGGUUAGGGGUAUCGGUUUCGAGGAUCAUGCAUAUAGCUUUCGGCAUGAAGGUCGUAGCUUGGAGUACAAAUCUGACCCAGGAGGCAGCCGACGAGAAGGCGAAAGCUGCUGGAUUGCCAGUUGAAGGCGAUAACGGAGAAAAGACUUUCAAGGUCGUCAGUCGAGACGAGUUGUUCACUUCUGCAGAUGUAGUCAGCGUUCAGCUCGUAUUAUCAGACCGAUCUAGGGGAUUGAUCACGGCCAAUGACUUGCGAAAACUAAAGCGCUCGGCACUGUUCGUAAAUACAGCACGGGGCCCAAUCGUGGUUGAGGAUGACCUGCUCGAAGUAGCUAGGGAGGGAUUGAUUCGUGGUGUAGGAUUAGACGUCUAUGAAAUCGAACCAUUGCCGACGUCUAGUGAAUGGAGAAAAAUAAAGUGGGGAGUGGAAGGCAGAAGUCAGGUCGUGCUGUCACCGCAUAUGGGUUACGUCCAAGAGGAUCACAUCACGGACAUGUACCAGAAACAGGUCGAAAAUAUACUACGGUGGCACAAGGGCGAUACAAUGGAUACUGUAUAUAGUAGUAACGGGUACUGAACGUGACCGGUUAGGACGGAUCAGGGGUUAAACUAUAUCGAAAGGUAUAUAGCAUAGGUAUCAGGGCAAGUAAACCUAAGUCACUACUCGAGCAAGCAAGGUCUCUAUGGCGAUGAACUGUAGUGAGGGCUGACUUAACUGAUUCUCUUCUGUACAUACCCAGGUACCUGUAGACUGACAUAAACGAGACCCAGUAGCUACGUAGGUAGACAAAUAUUUGACUUUUAUGAA
Annulohypoxylon truncatum is the source of this 1440-nucleotide messenger RNA. RefSeq names its product D-isomer-specific 2-hydroxyacid dehydrogenase-like protein. Bases 133 to 1209 code for a protein of 358 amino acids. Lineage: Eukaryota; Fungi; Ascomycota; Sordariomycetes; Xylariales; Hypoxylaceae. The record is from RefSeq and is a predicted model, not a curated record. Gene Ontology annotation, molecular function: NAD binding; oxidoreductase activity, acting on the CH-OH group of donors, NAD or NADP as acceptor. The transcript is spliced from 2 exons.